AUGGCACAGAAAACAGACCCCCUCCCACCAUAUCAUCUUCCUAAGGAGAAUAGGUCCGUCAGGACGCCUCCUGAAAUGAAUAGAACUGAGCAGCUCAUCUGGUGGCGCGGUGAGGAUCGCAUCGUCAACAACACCGUCAAUUCUGCCCAUGUUACACUUGCCAGACGUGGCUACAAGAUUCAGCAAAUGCUGGGCAUUCCCAAUCAAUACGGCAUGUUUUCGUCCGGUCCUGCUCGCCUACAAGCUUAUGAAGGGUAUUUGGUGGCACAUUUAGCUUUCCUCCUUUUGUUCCUUAUUGUUGUUGCAGCGGUUCUUAUGCUGCGUUAUCUUGUCGAGUCGAGAGAAUUCUCGAUUCUUAAAUUAGUAUCGGCUUAUUUGAUGUUUGCGAUUCCCCUGAUUGCCAUUGCUUGGCUGAUAGUGGUUUUCCAUCGUCGCCGUUCGCCGGAUUAUGUCUGGACCAAAGGUUGGAAAUUACACACGGUAUAG
Molecule: messenger RNA, 486 nt
Organism: Trichoderma harzianum CBS 226.95
Lineage: Eukaryota; Fungi; Ascomycota; Sordariomycetes; Hypocreales; Hypocreaceae
Exons: 2
Coding region: 1-486 (161 amino acids)
Source: RefSeq, a predicted model, not a curated record